CCGCUCUUAGGGACUCCGGAGAAGGGACACCCGCAGCAGCUGCGGCAGAAAGAAGAAGCGGCAGAGGCGGAGGCAGGAGAGGAGGAGGAAGCAGAGGCAAGGAGAGCAGCGGCUGCCUCUUUCCCGCCUCCUCUUCCUGCUCCUGGUUCAUCUCCGGCGCUGCUGUGCUUCUUGUCUUGUUUCUUUUUCCCGCGCGCCUUGCUGGCUGUGGCGGGGCGCGGGAGCGGAGGCCUCGGGCUGGGCGGCGGGAGCUCCCUCGGAGGGCGAGGAUGGAGGAGGACGAGGAGGCUCCCGGGCGGCGGGCGGGCGGCGGGCGCGCUCUCUCGGGCCAGUGGGCGGACGCGGCGGCGGCGCGGCCCCGCACCACGGAGCGGCACAUCACGGUCCACAAGCGCCUCGUCCUGGGCUUCGCGGUCUCCAUCCUGGCCCUGCUGGUGGUCACCAUGAUCGCCGUCCUGCUCAGCGUCCGCAUCGAGGAGUGCGGCGCGGCGGCAGGAGCGGGGGACCCGGCGGCGGCGGGGAGAGCGGGCAACGGGAGCGCCCCGCCGGCCGGAGCCCGCCUCAACCAGCCCCACCUCCUCGGGGAGCCUCCCCGCGAAGGAGACGGGGACGCGGCCCCGGCGGAGGCGGACUCGGAGGAGAACGGCGAGCACCCUCCGCCCUGGACGCUGCCGCGCCUGCCGGGCCACCUGCGCCCGCUGCACUACAACCUGAUGCUGAGCGUCUUCCUGGAGAACUUCACCUUCAGCGGCGAGGUCAACGUGCAGGUCGAGUGCCUCCGCGCCACCCGCUACGUGGUGCUCCACGCCCACCGGCUCCGCGUCGAGGCCGCCCGCCUGGCCGAGGACCGCCUGGCCGGAGCCCUCCGCGUGGCCGGCUUCUUUCUCUACCCGCAGACCCAGGUCUUCGUCCUCGUCCUCAACCGCAGCCUCGAGGCCCAGCGCAGCUACAACCUCAAGAUCCUCUUCCACGCGCCCAUCGAGAACGAGCUGCUGGGCUUCUUCCGCAGCUCCUACGUCCUCUACGGCGAGCGGAGGUUCCUUGCAGUUACGCAGUUUUCUCCUACUCAUGCCAGAAAAGCUUUUCCUUGCUUUGAUGAGCCCAUCUACAAGGCCACAUUCAAAAUCAGCAUCAAACACCAAGCAACCUAUUUAUCUUUGUCCAAUAUGCCUGUGGAAACGUCUGUUUUUGAAGAAGAUGGAUGGGUUACGGAUCACUUUUCACAGACUCCUCUCAUGUCCACAUAUUACCUAGCCUGGGCCGUUUGCAAUUUCACGUACCGUGAGACUAUGACAAAGAAUGGUGUUGUGAUCCGAUUGUAUGCAAGACCUGAUGCCAUCAGAAGAGGAUCUGGGGACUAUGCUCUAAACAUUACUCGGAGACUAAUUGAGUUUUAUGAAGACUACUUCAGAAUGCCGUAUUCCCUGCCAAAAUUAGAUCUGUUAGCUGUGCCCAAGCACCCAUAUGCCGCUAUGGAGAACUGGGGACUGAGUGUUUUUGUGGAGCAGAGGAUACUCCUGGAUCCAAGCAUUUCAUCUAUCUCAUACUUACUUGAUGUCACCAUGGUCAUUGUACAUGAGCUGUGUCACCAGUGGUUUGGUGAUCUUGUGACUCCAGUAUGGUGGGAAGAUGUAUGGCUAAAGGAAGGCUUUGCUCACUACUUUGAAUUUGUUGGAACUGACUAUCUCUAUCCUGGCUGGAAUUUGGAGAAGCAAAGGUUUCUGACAGAUGUCUUGCAUGAAGUAAUGUUGCUUGAUGGCCUGGCUAGUUCACACCCGGUAUCUCAGGAAGUACAACAAGCCACAGACAUUGACAGAGUGUUCGACUGGAUUGCCUACAAAAAGGGUGCAGCUUUAAUUCGAAUGCUGGCUAAUUUUAUGGGUCACUCAGUGUUUCAGAUGGGCCUACAAGAUUAUUUGACAAUUCACAAGUAUGGCAACGCUGCUAGAAAAGACCUAUGGAACACACUGUCAGAGGCACUUAGAAAGGUUGGGAAAUUUGUGAAUAUUCAAGUAGUAAUGGAUCAGUGGACACUCCAGAUGGGUUAUCCUGUUAUCACCAUCAUGGGAAACGAAACUACAGACAAUAUUGUAGGAAUUUCCCAGGAACAUUUUAUUUAUGAUCUCGAUGUCAAAACCAAAGAUUCUGGUCUUGGAAACAACAGCUACUUGUGGCAGAUUCCAUUAACAAUUGCAGUAGGAAAUACGAGCCACAUCUCAUCAGAGGCAAUUAUAUGGGUGUCUAACAAAUCAGAGCAUCAUAGGAUUUCCUCUCUCACUGAGGGAAGCUGGCUGCUGGGAAACAUCAAUCAGACUGGUUAUUUUAGAGUUAACUAUGACAUUAGAAACUGGAAAUUGCUAAUUGACCAACUACUGAGAAACCAUAAGAUUAUCUCUGUCAGUAAUCGUGCAGGUUUGAUCGAUGAUGCGUUCAAUUUAGCCAGAGCUGGCUAUUUGCCUCAGAAUAUCCCACUAGAGCUGCUCAGAUACCUGUCGAAGGAAAAGGAGUUCCUGCCUUGGCAUGCUGCCAGCCGCGCUCUUUAUCCGCUAGAUAAGUUGCUGGAUCGCACAGAAAACUACAACAUCUUCAAUGAAUAUAUUUUAAGACAAGUUGCUUCAAUGUAUCUCAAGCUUGGAUGGCCAACAAAUAAUGUGGACAAAUCCUUUGUUCAAGCAUCAUACCAACAUGAGGAAUUACGCCGCGAAGUGAUUAUGUUGGCCUGCAGCUUUGGUAACAAGCACUGCCACCAGCAGGCAGCAACUCUAAUCUCAGAUUGGAUUUCCAGCAACAGAAACAGAAUACCAUUAAAUGUAAGAGACAUCGUCUACUGCACAGGAGUUUCUCUAAUGGAUGAGGACGUCUGGGAGUUCAUCUGGAUGAAAUUCCACUCUACUACAGCAGUAUCAGAAAAGAAAAUUUUGCUAGAAGCUUUAACAUGUAGUGACGACAGAAAUUUGUUAAACAGGCUUCUUAACCUCUCUCUAAAUUCAGAAGUUGUCCUGGAUCAGGACGCAAUUGAUGUCAUAAUCCAUGUAGCUAGAAAUCCACAUGGAAGAGAUCUUGCUUGGAAAUUUUUUAGGGAAAAAUGGAAAAUACUGAAUGCAAGAUAUGGAGAAGCAUUAUUUAUGAAUUCAAAACUUAUCAGUGGAGUUACAGAAUUUCUUAAUACAGAGAGUGAAUUAAAUGAGCUAAAGAACUUUAUAAAGACCCAUGAAGAGGGAUCUGCUGCCUCUUUCUCUCGAGCUGUGGAAACAGUAGAAGCUAAUGUCCGGUGGCAAUUGCUUUAUAAAGAAGAAUUAUUUCAGUGGUUGAGAAAAUCACUGGCACACUAAUAAGUGUUUCUGACAAAGACUCAGUGCCAAACUGUGCAAGUGGAGAAGCACGAUAUGAAACUCCGGGAACCUUUGACUGGAAAUUCAAUGAAGACCAGUUCAAAUUGGAAGGAUAUAUAGAUAUAGAUAUAUUAUAUUUUUGCACCAGUCUUCUCAGAACUGUAAACUUCAAAGGAAAAAGGAAAAGACUCUGUCAAAGAGAAGAGGGCAUGAAUGCUUACAAACCCCAGUCCUCAUUGUACCAUGGACAAAUGUGAUACUAAGUGGUGCAUGUAAAUGUUAAUGUUGGUUUUUUGGGGGAAAGCCCUCAGAAUAUAUGUGCAUGGUUAUAUUAUUCCUGCCUGUAUUCCAGCAUGCUUACUAAGGGUGUCCAUGUUUUGUAUGUGAGUUUCCAUAACAUCAAAAAUGGGCAUUAUGCAAAAGCACAAAGACUAUCUGUGACAAUCAGUAUUUCAAGAGCAAGGUAGGAUGUAAAGGUGUGUGUAAAAGAUACACAUGAACAGCAUGUGAUAAAAGUGUCACCUUUCCAUGAUACAGGCCAGUUAGCACACUGAUUGUCCUUCCUUUACUGUCUGGGUGUUAAUUCUCUUUUGGGGGUGUGAAUCAUGAUAUAAAUUACAGUCUAAAUUCUCUCCUUUUAAGCCAAGCACACUUGUAUAUUCAAAGAUAGGAUAUUUCCAAAAAUAUACUUUCAGAGCAAAGUUUUAUUCACUGCUUUUAUUAAUUUGUUGACCCUACAUUUAUACUGUUUAUGACAAAAAUUCAUAUAUGUGCAGAAUCCUUCUUCAUUAUUAUUCUUCAGCAAAAAGUAUUCAACAAGUGCUGCUCAGUAUGGUAAGUAGUUACACAGCUGUUGUUUGAUAUAAAAAUAUCAAAUUGAUAGAAAGGGCAAAAGAAAAAUCUGUGAGCUAGAAUACCUUCCUGUAUUUGGAUCUAUUGUAAAUAACAGUGAAUACUCCUUGAUCCAUUAUCCUGCCAGCAUGAAUCCUGUUUCUUUAUAAAGAGGUGCCUGAUUAAAAUCAAACAGGAAUGGUGUCUGGAGCAACUGUUAAGGAUCAAACAGAAUGGCAUUUGGAACAACCAUGCUGGCCAGUGUUGAAAAAUAGUCUCCCAUAUCUGUUCUCAUUUAUUUUUAUUCAUGUAAAGUACUUUGUAGAGCUCUUCAAAGGCUGUAGUUCUAAACACACUUACUAGGAAGAGACACAUACUCCACUAAGCACAGUGGAAAUUCAGUCUAAGGACUUCACUAUAUAUUGGUAUUUUCCCUUAUUUUUUUCAGAUAUGUGUAAAAUAAUGAGUUUGUUAAAACUGAUUUGCUUUCUUCAGAAUUUGAGUAAAUUUUUGCUCUGUUCUAGGAACCAAUGUUGUUACUUUGUUUUAGGAAGUAGCAUCCAUCUUAGGAAGCAUUCUGUCUGGUAUGAAAAAUAAACCGUUGACAGCAUUCUCCAAAUUAGAAGGGAUUUCUACUGCCCCUAUGACCAGCUGCUUAUAAUCUCUGCAUUUUCACUCCCCAACAGACAAGUCGACUGAUCAGAGCCCACAAGAGAAGGAGAUAGUUACUUUUAUCAUGUAGUCCAUGAAGGACAGCUUUAAUCAGAUAAUAACGUCACAAUAGCAGCAACUGCCAGAUUUUUCACAUUAUACAUGAGCCCUAAGUAGGAACUUGGCUAAACGCCCGUCAAUGACACAAUAGCUUUGCUGAGUGGAUUGCUGCCAGACUUGGGUGGAAAAGAAAAUCAAAUAUAGACUUUGUUUCCAUAGAACUUCAUUUAAAAAAAGUUUUUUCCAAAUGUCCCUAGGUGAUCUUCUUCAGCUAAUGUGCCAGUCUCCAAGCUGUAGCACUCUCACUUUACUUUUAGUCUACAAAAUAAAUAUUGAGUUAAAUUUGCGUCGCCAUUUUCUCCCACUGGUUAGUAGCUGUAACAUCCUCUGGUGAUGGAUGGAUGGCUAACGUGCGACCCUCCUGAUGUUAGUGGACUGCCAGACCCAUCACCCUUCAUUCUUGGCAAUUUUGGAAGGUACCUUUGGGAGCUGCAAUAACAUAAUUAUACAGAGAGGCCUCAUUAUGAAAGACAAAGACCUUUAUUUCUUUUAUCUGUUUCAAGUGAUGAGCUCUAGCAAGGAUUUGAAAUUUCUGUUGUGCUCCAGUGCUAAGGAGCUGCUUUUUUCUGUCAAAAGCAAAACAAAACCAAGACAGUAUCUCAUCUCUUCUAGAGUUAGCUUUUUAGAUUUAGAAAACUAAAUUGCAUUGUAAGAUCAAAGGCUGUUCAAAUGCAGCACCAAGACAAUUUAAUAAAAGCUUAUUAAGUGUAAUAGAAUUAUAGCAUCUUCCUCUCUUGAAGCCAAACUUAAGCCUAGAAAUAGGAAACAGAGCCAGGAGAAAUGGCAGCUGUAGGAAGGUAUGAUCAUCUGAUUAGAGAAUGGAACAGAAUGGGGAAAAAAAACUUGUUGAACAAGAGAAAGGAAGCAAGAGAAAAGAAGUGCUGCCUGUAGAGAAAUGUGAGUGUUGCUUGAAGGAAAGUGGAAAACAUUUUGGCAGUUUAGGUUAAAGAAAGUUAACCUGAGGGACAAUGAUUUAUGAGCAAGUCCUAGGCUCUCAAGAUUUAAAAAGAUGGCUGGUGUGUUAUAAAGGUGUAAUUUAUAACACAGGUAUGUCAUGUCAUGUGGUUGAAUUAAACUCAGGAAAAAAUAAUUCAACAUAUUCUGCACCAAAUCCUAGCCAAGCAAACACUUCAGUUAAGCAUUUUGUAGUUUCAUCUUUAACACAAAGCAUAUGCUGAUGAAGAAAAACAUCCAUAUAUUCUUGAAUUGCAAACUUGUUGAAGGCGAUGCAUUAUCAGACAAACGAUAGCCAGUUUCAACAUCUCAGAUGGCAAAAUCCAGGUAAUUGUCCUAUAGAUGCUAUUGCUUCUUUAGCUUUUGUCCUCAUUCUUCUUAGGGCUCUUCCAGAUAGACUCGAAACCUGUCCACACAAUACCUCAGGUUAAUCCAGAGUAAACUGGGAUUUCCUGAUUUACUCUGAAUUUUUAAAUAUACUCAACAGAUCCGGACCUUAUUGCAAGGUCCCCAUCUGCUGAGGUGUUGGGCCUGUGGAGAUUGACUCUCAGGACUGCCUUCUGUGAUCCUGAGGGGCAAUCCUAAUUGUCAUCCUGGUUCUUUGGGCUCCAAGAGACCAAAGGAGCAGGAUGGCAUCCCCAUUCUCCCCUCCCAGUCCCCUGUUUCACCUUUAAAUUUAUUGUAGGGGCCUGGCUGCGUCAGGGGACUGGGCGACCUGGGGGGACAUGUUGCCACCCCCUGCAAAAUCCCAGAGUUGGGGCUGCUGUGUGGCCUCAAUCCUGAGAGGAACUAGAACUUAAAAUCCAAGUUCCUCUCAGGAGUUUGGCCUAUCUGAAAUUGUCAUUAGUUCAGUAUCAAUAUCUUCUGAACUUUUCAAUUGGAAUUGAGCUAAUAUAAGAACCAUUUACUCAAAUCAGUGUGCACAUGAUAUGGACUGUUGCUUUUCUUUAUAGUACUCUCAGGGCCUUUCCACACAGUCAUAUAACUCAGAAUAUCAUGGCAGAUAAUCCACAAUACCUGCUUUGAACUGGGUUAUCUGAGUCCAGGCUGCCAUAUAACCCAGUUCAAAGCAGAUAAUGUGGGAUUUUAUACAGCUGUGUGGAAGGGGCCUCAGUCACUGUCCACAAUCCCAUCCCAAGGGCAGAGUACAAAUACCUGAAAAAUACUAAACACCUACAAUGGGCUAUAAUCUAUGAAAACUCAUUCUAUAAUGCAUCUGUAAGUCUUUUAUAGUGCCACAAGUUUCUCUGUUAUUUUUCCUACUACUGAAUAAUAUUGCUGUCCCUUUGUAUAUUCAUCUUAAUGUCUCCUUCUUUUUAGACAAUUUGCUAAGGCAGACAUGGCAUAAUAGCCCUGCUCUAAUUUCACUAAAUUCAAAGUACCAGAACUUGCUUUUGUGCCAGGUGUUUCAGCAUCCUCUGGCUGACAUCCUUUUAGUGACUUGCAAAGGCAUAAAUCCAACUUGCAUCAGCAUAAAUCAUUGUUUUGAUCAUUCCAGAGUCAGAUUUUUUUUUUCUACUGACUUCACACAAUGACCAAACUUUCACCCACCCACUUUUAAGAUGCUGCCAAACAUCAGACAGUAUGCCUGUUUGCUGACCAGAUUGGAGUGAGGAACAAAAGUUAUAGAAUUCAUAAUCCUAUAACUGGAUACACAGUAUUGGAGUUAUCCUUCAUGACCUUUGAAGCACCCUCAUAAAAUCACAGAGGAUGCCUUGCUAUUGUGCAUUCACAGUGGUUCUCAAUCUGGGGUCCCCAGAUAUUUUUGGCUUUCAGCUCCCAGAAAACCUAAGAGCUGGUAUUUCUGGGAGCUGUGGGCUAAAAACAUCUGGGGACCCCAGGUUGAGAACCACUGAGUUAUAGGAACACGGUGUGGUGGAACACUUACAUUUCCUUGCUUUCUACCAGUCAAAUGACAAUACUGGGGCAGAAGAUUGCAGCAACUUAAAGUUGAGUUUAUGGGGAAAGGCUAGCAUAUUGGAAUGUUAUGUUCCACUUGAUUCAGUAUCUCAAGUUAGAGCCUACAUUCAGUGUAAGAAGACAGGCAAUACUCCAGAUUUUAUUACACUUGCUUUUCAUUAGCUAAUGGGGAAGGAAGUUCCAGUUCACCAAUAGCAAGUAGGCUACAUUUUCUCUAUCCCUGGACUAUACAAUGUACAUGCCAGAUUUUAUUGUAGCACAUUCUGUAUGUACUAUGUAAUUCUACCUAUGAACACUGCCAGCUAUGAUACAGCUGUAAUGAGAGUUGAAUGUAUCAUGUAUAACUAUGGCUUUGUGAAUAUGCUUCCUGGCUAUAGCAAUGGUUUGAAAAUUCUGUUGGGUGGUUUCAAGAUAUUGGCACUUGCCAAUGCAUAAACAGUCAUCACAGGAACUGAUUAUCCAAACCAUGAAUUCCUAGAUUAUGCUUACAGUGUGUGGGUAUACUAUCAAAUUGUCACACCCCGUGGACCUAUGAGUUUGGAUUUCUGUGUCAAUAGAAGUCAAUUUGUCAAUAACCUAAUUUGUUAUAGGAUGUACAGUACACCUGGGAUUGAAAACCUUUAACCUACUGAAAGCUUUGUACUUGAACUCUGGAAAGUAUGGUUUAUAGUAAAGGAUGGUGGGAAUUGUAAUUCAGAUUAUCUGGAGCGCCAAAGGUUCCCCACUCCUGAAGUUCACAUUUAUAAUUGUAAAUACCUUUGUUUAUUUUUACAGGUUGACACAUUUUAAACAUUCUUAUUCUCAGCCUUAACUUCUAACACCCUACCUUUUUGACAGUGUUCCUAAAACCCAUCUUAAGCCAAAUGUACGCCUCUUCUCUCAUACUAACUCAUGAGAUCUUAUUCAAGCAUUCCAUACUUCUCUCAUCUAUUAUUCAGCUUUCUACUAUCAUAAACCUGGCUGUUAGGGAAAAAAUGAUCACAACAGCCAGGGAAGGGGCUUUGGAUUCUUGGAUUUCUAGACUGAAAUUAAAGGCAGAUUGGAUAAAAGCACUGUGUUGAGGAAGCAUACAUGUGAUGGUUAAUGCAGGCUAGAAUGAUGUUGGAGUAAUAUAUUGAUAAUAAUAGUGGUUACACUUUCAUAUGUACUUUGAGGAUUGUUGCAGAAGUUGUUCACAACCUCCAUGUAUAAAUUCCUUCUCUGUAACACAAGUUUGUUGUAGGAUGUAAUUCCAUUGUGUUCCUGAUGCCAUCCAGCUGUUGUUGAGCAGCCAUAGAAAAAGAAUAGCGCUCCCAGAUCUCCAAAACAUUCAGCUAAUAUCUAUACAUUGGUUGACCUUAGUGGUUUGUCCUGCUACUAUCAAGCUGAAAUCGGGUAGCACAGUGUAAGUUUCUUUAGAAAGGCAUAUUAGCCAGCCCAUUUGUGGUGUGUAUACAGUGGUGGAAGAUAUUCCUUUGAAAUCGUAUUUUCAUCUAUUGCUCAUCAGUAAUCCAGAUUUUAAUAAUAAAUAACAUGUAAAAAUGUUAAAACUACAAAAUACUGAUAUUUUACAAUGUAUUUGAGUAAAGUUGUUUUAAAAAUUACCCCUUCUAAAACAAUCCAAAAUAUAUAAUUGGUGUAGAGGUUUCUCAUUUUAAUUUCAUCACUUCCAUCUUUCAUCAUCAUUUUCUUUCAUUUUUCUUUCAUGAUUAUGGUCAUAUAUAGUUUGUCCCUUAGUGCAGAAGCAGCAAAAACUAUAUAUCCAGAAGAGUUACAAGAGUCAUGAAUUCACCAGAUUAAAUAUAUUGAAACUUAGAUAAGAUGGAUUUCCCCACAGUAAUGGAAGUGUGCCCUAAAUACAGUAUGUGGUGAAUAGGUUCUGUCACAUGGACAUGAUUUCAUACUCAUCCUAAAUGAGAUGCCUCAAUCGUAUUAUAUUUAAUUAUUGCAAUCUUCCUCUUUAUCAACUUCUACAAUGCUUUCAUGCAUAGCAUACAAUUGUCCCCAUGUCCAUUGAUAACUUACAACAAUAUUCGUGUCAUUACUUAUCUUAGAGUACCUUGCAGGUGAACAAUAGAAAUCUUGGUGCAUUACACUGGAAUUUUGUAGUGCCUUGAAUUGUAAGACUUUAAAACGUCUAAGAGGAGUUUCCAUUUCAGAGUGCUUUAAAGGGGGUGUGCUUGCAUGAGUGGGUAAGAUGACUCUCAGAGGGACAUAUAGGCGUCCUUCUGAGAACUAGUUAUAGUUGAAGCAAUUGGCAAUUGUUCAUGAGCACCCUUGUCCUAGUGACCCUAAAGCAUGUUGAUCCUCCAAGUGUACUAUUACAUAGAGAACAUUUUCCACUUAGGGAUGUAAAUUGUCUGGUGACAUUUUGCAAGGAUUGCAGCAGAGAUAAAGCUCCAGUGCUUUUGUAUCACCAUCAUUUGCAAUGCUGUUAAGUGUCCUAGUGUGAAAGAAUUGCCAGGACUCUGCCAAUAAUUUCUGAUUUUGUUAGUUUAAAUCAUCAGUGGACAAAUGUUUGCCUAAUGGUUCCUGGUGUUUGUUUUAAAUGGCAUUAUUUUAACUCACCUAAUAAUAGUAUAUUUUGAGCCAAGGUACAUAUUGCACCAUGGUGUUAAUGUUGUUGAGAGCACUGAAAUUAGUAGUCUUAAGUGCACUUAACUCUGUUGGGUUGUGAUUUUGAUGCAUAUGGCAUUCUUCAUUCCAGUAGCAGUUUAUUUCCCACCUCAUGGGUAAGCUACAAUAGUGGAAGUUAUAUCCUAUUGUGACCACUGUGCUCCCACUGCUGAAGCUCCUGUGGCUGCUAAAUCCGUAUCCCAAUAUGAUUACCAUUAUUAUGCAGGUGAUGACAGCUCAGCUAGAAGACAGCAAGGUGCGAGAAACUGUUUUAUCCUAUUGCAUUUAUUUUCCCCUCUGAAGUGCACAGUUUUAAAAAUGUAUAUGAGGGCCCCUAUUUCCAUAAUAGUAGGGGGAGGGAUAGAAAAAAGUUAUCUUCUAUAUACAUGUGAGUCUAUGGAAAGAUUCUGUUUGUGUAAGCGGAAGGGAGGGAGCCCUACCAAGUAUGCUGUGAAAUGCAUGCAGUACCUGUCCAUAUUCACACGUUCACAAGUCCAGAUAUUUAAAGAGUUUGUUUCAUGAAGCAUUGCAAUUAUGACAGCUAGCACAAUGUAGCAAUGUAGCACCAUGUUGUGACUGGAAGAUCUCUGUUUUAAAUUUAAUCUGAGCUACAGACUCAAGGUGGCUUUCAGUAAGCAAUUAUUUACCAACUGACCUACUUUGUUGGGUUGCUGUAUGGAAGAUGUUUUACUAGCAAGCAUUUUAUGUGAUGUGUAAUGUUCACACCAAGUCAGUAACGAAGUGCUUAGUGUUAACACACUAUUUCUGAUAUAUUGUCUGACAGUUCAGAAUAGAAGUAUCAAAAUUUUCACUGCCUUUGAAGCUUGGGGUACAGAGAGUCCGCCUGCUACUGCUAUGAUUAUUUUUCAAAAUACAUCAAUAAUCCUUUCUGGAAAAUGUCUGCAACUAAUAACUAUAUUAUAUGUUUCCUGUAAAAAGGCUAACUACAUGUAAAUAUAAUUUUGAUGUAUUAAGAACAGGGUCAUCCUCCCCCCCCCCCCCAAUUCUGUGGAAGCUGAGGACAUACACCACAUUAUCUUGAUCCAUGCUUUUCUAUUCUCCAUGAGUACAAUUAAAGAGGGGCAAUAAAGGAUUGACAAAGCACAUUUUCUUUACCUGUACAGCUCUUAGUCACAGGAAACAGAAAUGUAAAUAAAUGGUGUUAAUAAAUAAAAAGGAGGGAUUGUCCAACCUUUAGGUCACUAUAUCCUUGGAAAUCAGUAUAUUUUUCCAUCAAAUCUCAAAUGUCUACCUUCUGCAGGAGAAACAUCAUACUCUUGUACAAUGUAUGCAUUUAUUUCUGCAUGGUUUAUUUCUAGCUCUGCACACAACAUGUACACUUCAGAAUAAAUUGACACUUCUCCAUUUUUAUUGGUGCAGCUCUGGACAGCUAUAAACAGGGGAGUGGCCCCAAAACACAAAAAUCACUAAGAAAGUAUUUCUGAACAAAGAAACCCAAGGUACCUACCAGAGCUUUUGUGUAUCCAGCAGUCCUUGGGCAGGACUAUUUUUUAUUUUGACACAAAUCAAAGGUUUGCCAAGAGAUUUAUAGUUCUUACUAUAAAUAUGCAUAUAUGUACUCAUUCAAAACUUAUAUUGUUCACGGCGGAACUCUGCAUGGGGGAGAUUUCGGUAUGGAGUGUGGGGGGAGGAAAGGUGAACAAGAGCAUUGUUUGUGCACCAGAGUCCCUGUAAGCUUUUGGAUUGCAGAUGCUAAAUAUAAUUCUUGGUCUUGGAAUCAUUACUUUAAGUGUCGCUCCUAUGGUUUCAUUUUUGACUUGGGAUUUCACCUAAUAAAGGCCCAGCAGUCCUUUGUGGGCAUCAUUGCCUAUUCAUCCUUAAAGGUUCCAAUUCAACAAAUCUGUUUAAUCCCAUGCUUAAUCCAUCCUUCUUGAGAAAAACUCAUCAAUUAUAUUCAGUGUCGACACUGCAGUUGAAAUGCUGCAGUCUGUGUUUAAAUGCUGUGCAGACAGUGAUUUGAUCUUUGGUAGUUGAACGUGAUCCUAAGGAAAUCUCACUGUAUACAAGUCCAAAGGCAUAUCUGUUUUCCCCCCUUGUUUAAUAUAAAAUUAUAUAUCUUCAGUCAGGAUGCUUGUCUCUUGAUCUUACAUGGUUUUUACAUUCCUCACCACUAUGUACAAUUUAUUUUUUUAUCAUCCAAAAAUUUGUGGAUAAGAAUGAAUAAAUACAUUUGUAAUAAAUAUUCCUGAAAAAGAAAGGGAUCGCCAAGCAAUUUAAAGCAUUGACCAAAUAAAAUAUGUGUUUGUAUUACUGUUUAUGGCAAGUAUUUUUCUAUGAUAUGCCUUUACAACUAUCCCAUGAUACUGAAUCCGUAUGUAUUUAUCAUGAAAGUUUUAUUCCAUUCUAACCAAGAGCUCACUAAAUGUUUUUUUCUAAAUGAAAACUUUAUCUUCUGUAUUUUAAGCAGAAUUUUGUCUCUGAUAAUAAAAUUUUGUACAGUAA
This is a messenger RNA of Anolis carolinensis (green anole), 12866 nucleotides long. It is a transcript of the gene trhde, whose product is annotated as thyrotropin releasing hormone degrading enzyme. Gene Ontology annotation, cellular component: cytoplasm. NCBI's taxonomy places the organism in Eukaryota, Metazoa, Chordata, Lepidosauria, Squamata, Anolidae. Bases 270 to 3332 code for a protein of 1020 amino acids. The record is from RefSeq and is a predicted model, not a curated record. The transcript is spliced from 19 exons. Gene Ontology annotation, molecular function: metalloaminopeptidase activity; zinc ion binding; peptide binding. Gene Ontology annotation, biological process: peptide catabolic process; proteolysis.